GAAACGCUGAACUGGGAGGAGAGCAGAUGACACGAGCCGAGCAGUGCUGAUGACGAAGCCAAUUCGAAUCUGAAGCCGUUGGCCGAACCUGGAAUCGUCCCAAGGGAACGAAACGACGGCUCCAGGCGCAGCACAGCGGCUCCGGCACCUGCCUGCCAAGUGGGCGAGCGGGCGAGCGGGCAAGUGGCUUCAAAGUUGAGAACCGCGGAUGCAGGAAGCGCUGUCGUACAUGCAGACAUCGCGGCCUAAACUGCGGCUGCUACCAAAAAGAGGAAGGGGCAACGGUCAUGGAGACCUUUUUGGGUAUGGUCAACAGUUGACAGCCGGAACUGUCAGUAGCUAUGACUGGCAGGGCAGUCGCUCGCUCUGGCCCGGAGGUAGACUCGCCCAAAACAAGAUUUCCACAGGUUGAUAUCAUCCCCAGUUUCACUGCCUCACUGCUUGCUGUUUCGUCUUCGACAUCAUGGACUCUCUCUGCUAGCCCAAAAUCACCGCUUUGUUCCUGGACGGCGCAAAAGCCGCCGACCGUUAGGUCUUUAGGCUAGUGCUGCCUCCGAGGCAGCCCUGAUACGAGAAGAUGAAUGGCCUAGACAGACAGGAGCGAUCGCUUUCCCCAUGCCACGCACAUCACUCAGUCACUGGGAGCUUUUCCUGUCGGACAUUGAGGACUUGCCGCCACCAGUCGCCGGCAAGAUUGUGGCUUGCCAGAGCUCGGAGAGAUUUUUGACAGCAAGGCCCGUGGUGAGAUCGUCCGGGGCCCAUCUGGGGGAACAUGGUGUUUUCAACUUGCGAGAAAACAGCACCCGCUGCAAGGCUGGUGGUGGCAGUGUGAUAGCGCACCAAAAAGACUAGACUCCAGAUACCAUGGCUUGGCAGACUCGAAAGAGGUCUCGCCCUCCAUUCAGUCGGCACACAUCUACCGUACCCCUAGAUGCUACACCCCCUUCGCGCUUGGUUGGCGCACCCCCCUUCCCUGCUGCGCUCUCCCACCCAGGGUCCUAUCGGUCCCGUCCCCAUAGCUGCCAGUUUGUCUGCAGUAUGAAUACCCUCGACGAUUCCCAUCAUUGACUUUUGGUCUCAGAUCACCCUCGUGGUUCGUCUUCAAUACUACCCUCCACUGCUUCCUCACAGAGUGGCAUAUCCCACGAUCCUCUAUUUAGUUCUACAAGCAUCCUCUCAUCACUCCACCCAUUCACCACCACCCAUAUCCAUCACAACACAAGAAGGCUCUCACCAUGGCUAUCAUCAGAAUCCCCAGCAUCUCUGAGCUGGAUUUCACACCACCGGCCACACCUUCCAGCACCCUAGGCAACGGUAAAUUACCUAGUCCUCCGAAUUUGAUAUUGAGCCUCACACCUCCUUCAACUCCCCAAACGACAAUGUCCAGGAUGGAUAUAGUCCUCAGAGUUCGUCCAUCACUGCCCCUGGACCAUAUCACGGCCCAGACGCGUGCACCGUCAGAUCAACAAAUUCCGUCAAUCCGGUCUCUCAUGGCCAGCGUGCCAGCUCCCAGCUCUCGAUACCCCGGGGGCCCUUUCACAGCUCCACCCUCUCCAUCGGGCUCAUUUUUCUCGGCGGUUUCCUGGAAUGGGUCUACCUCUCGCUCAAGCUCAGUAGAGAGAUCCUGGAUGUCUGGCCAGUACUCUCCACCGCUCUCACGCCGCGGAUCAUCAGAUGGCGGGUCGACAACCAUGACUCCCAGUUCCGAGCGGUCAACCCCCGAGUUUCCCAUCAGGUCGGGGCGCAGAAACAGCUCCAGAACCGAGCCAUACUCUACAAAACGUGUAAGAGACACUGACGCAGUCGAGUCUUCGCCUGUAGUAGCAGGCGAGGCUAAAAAGGGGAAGCGCAGCAACCAGAAGUACACGACUGAACAACAAGACUUUAUUAUCUAUCACAGAGAAGAUCUCACGAAGGCGUGGAAGGACAUCGAACGUGCCUACAUCCACCAAUGGCCAGCUGCGGACCCGCAGGAUAAUCGCAAAAUCACUGGGGUCCAAUGCAUUUUUUAUCGUCAGAAUCUCCUGGUCCCGCUCAUGAACAACACCGAUGAGAAGCUACUCGUCUUGGACUCGCCACCAUUCUUGACAACCAACCCCGCAGGGGCGGACCCCAAGAACAGUGACUUGGUCCUCAAUGAGGAUUACGCCGAGUACGUAGUGUACAAGGGCGUUCCUCACCGACUCGAAGAAAGCAAAGUGCGGACGUAUGGCCGUCCGAGACUCCUCCUUGAGAGAUCGCCGGAGGAGUUGGUUGAACACCAGUAUGACUGGCUUCCGAAAAAUUACCUUGACGCCGCUCAGGAACUUGCCUCGAAAAGAGACGAACAAAGAUGGCGGUGGCUCCAACAAUAUGGCCCUCGCCCAGACGGGUGGAUCGACAGCUGUGAACCCAUCGAGAAUCGAUUCAAGGUUGCCGAAGGCAGUCAUCUGUACAAGAUGCUGCCAAAAUUCCCAGCUGUUCAGCCAACAUUAGAGUACGCAUGUCGCCCCGUCAGAGUUGCUGAAGGGGUCAACCUUUACAAGAUGGCGCGUGAAGUGGUCCAGCCAGCGCUGGGCCGCCAAUAUCAUCCCGGGGGCCAUUGCCAACUCAUCUAUCAGUCACAUAUUUGAACUGAUGUUGCUUCAUUUCAGCACAACAUGCGAUAUCCGGUAUGAACCUCUUAACUCUUGUAAUAGUUUCUCUGUUUUCCUGUAUCAAGUCGAGUGCGGGAGGCGUAUGUAUUCAAUUUUUUUCCCCUUGUCAUCAACAUUGGGACGGUUUUUUCUGCUCCGAAAAAAAGGAAGGUUGUCGUCUGAAAAUAGGAGGGAGACUCCCAGGGCGUCAAGCGAAGCAUGUUUACGAGUAUGGUGUUUACGCUUUUUUUUUUGUUUCUGGGACGCAGCAUCUUCUGGUCUGGUUUAGAAAAACAACGAAUGGGCAACGGGGCGGCACAAAAUAGCAUUGAGUUUUUUUGGGGGGUUUGACGGGCGGUUUUUACCAGUCAGUUUUGCAUUUUGCUUAUUUUUGUUGGGAUGUAUUUAUGAACUGGGUGGGAAACAACAACAAGAAGAACAACAGCAACAAGUGGGCAAAUAAUGUUUUGGAUGGCGAGUUGGUUGUUUUUGUUUUUUGGGGACUAACUUGGGAUGUUUUUGUUGUUUGGGAUUGAACAUACCUACCUACGACCAGAAGCUGGAUGCAGUCAAAGGGUUCUAGCUGGCCAUGGAUGAUGGACUGUUUUUGCACACAGAUACACACACACACACACACACACACACACACACACACAAGAAAUGAGUACAUGUGAGGUAGAUAGUAAUGAAAGAGGUAGAACCCCAGUUUUCUGAUAAUUCUGGACUUUGUUUGACCCUGGGUUUUGGUGAUGAUGGAAGAUGUACUCCACUCCAACUCAGGGGCUUCAG
Molecule: messenger RNA, 3404 nt
Organism: Podospora pseudopauciseta
Lineage: Eukaryota; Fungi; Ascomycota; Sordariomycetes; Sordariales; Podosporaceae
Exons: 2
Coding region: 1236-2612 (458 amino acids)
Source: RefSeq, a predicted model, not a curated record